AUGCUAUCUCAGAAGUCUCCUAAGAAAGUUCCUACCCGUAAAUGGGAAGAGCCGACUCAAAACUUCUCCAGAGUACAUAUGGACUAUGCAGGUCCAAGGAAAGGAUUCAAUUUUCUCAUUCUUGUCGAUGCCAAGUCUAAGUGGCCAGAAAUCCGCAUUCUUAGCAAAGCUCCUACUACAGAUUCUACUAUCAAAUUAUUAGAAGACAUAUUCUCUUUCCAUGGCUACCCUCAAACUUUAGUUUCAGAUAAUGCUUCAAUUUUCUCCGCCGACAACGCAGAAUUUAACAAUUAUUGCAAAACAAAAGGAAUUUUCCAUUGUUUUACUGCCCCUGGGAAGCCGGCCACAAAUGGCUUAGCAGAGCGUUAUGUUCAAAUAUUAAAAUCCAAAUUAUCAAAAAUGGAAGCAGAACCUGGUGACAUUCAAGAAAAAGUGCGUCAAAUUGUCCUGCGAUUCAGAGCUACACCGUUAUUGGAUGGAUCUAGCCCUGCAGAACGCUACCUAGGGCAUAGAAUCAAACUUCGCUUGGAUGCCAUUCACCCAUUCAAACCGCUCAAAAAUUCGUCGUGUCAAGCCACCCAGCUCCGUUCCUUCCAAAUUGGUGACAAAAUAAUUGCUCGUGUGUACAGAAGCAACAAACCUUCAUGGAAACCUGGCCUCGUCCGGAAAAAAUUGGUAAAAUCCACUAUCUAG
Bemisia tabaci is the source of this 693-nucleotide messenger RNA. The record is from RefSeq and is a predicted model, not a curated record. NCBI's taxonomy places the organism in Eukaryota, Metazoa, Arthropoda, Insecta, Hemiptera, Aleyrodidae.